GUUCGGCAAGCCGGUGUUAUUUCCCGGUUGCAAAGAAGAAAGCUGUAUAUUUGUCACACACGGGUGGGGAGGUGACUUUUGAAAGAAAAAAAAGGAGGGGGGUGGGACCCACCUGUGUCGCUCACUGCCUUUGUCCUCGUAGUGGAGCCAACGACCCUUCCCGCACACGCCAUCAACAUCACGCAUGGACAUAAGACGCACUUCAAAUUAGAUUUUUUACUAAAAAGCAGAGAAUAACAUGGAAACAAAUGGAAUUGAGACCAUUCACGGUAUGGAUGGAGACACUUAUAUCCAGUUCCUCCUGCAGGGCGGAGAUCUUCUCAAGGUCCGUUCCGCUUCCUGGAAGAAAAAUCGGUACUUUAAACUCCAAGAUGACUGUAAGACCAUGUGGCGGGAAUCAAAAAGAAUCUUCAAGAGACACAGGUCAUUUUCCAUUGACAACAUCUCUGAUGUGCGAGCGGGUCGUCAUACGGAGGGAUUGAAAAAGUACACAGACCAGCAGGUGGAGAAUUGGUGCUUCUCCAUUGUCUUCAAGGACCACCAUAAGAACUUAGACCUCAUGGCCAGCAGUGAGGAUGAGGCCAAACAAUGGGUUAGCAGCCUUCAGAAACUCAUCAGCAGCAGAAACAACCUCAACCAGCAGCAAAAGACAGAACACUGGAUCUUCAGCUGCUUGAACAAAGCAGACAAGAACAAAGAUAACAAGCUGAGUGUGUCAGAGAUCAAGAGCUUCCUGCGUCUCAUCAACAUUGAUGUGGAUGACGACUAUGCAGACAUGAUCUUUGAGAAAUGUGACAAAUCGAAGUCUGGAUACCUGUUUGGGGAGGAGAUCAAAGAUUUCUACGACCUGCUGACCUACCGGGAAGAAAUCGACAUCAUCUACCAGGCGUAUGCCCGCUCGGCAGGUGUCAUGAGUACGGAGAACCUGGUGGAGUUCAUGCUGAAGGAACAGAGAGAGAUGACAACAUUGGAUGACGCACACAAGAUUAUUGAGAAGUUUGAGCCGGAUGAAAAAGCCAAGGAGAAGAAGGUGUUGACCAAAGAUGGCUUCCUCAUAUACCUGCACCAUCCUGAUGCCUUGAUCCUCAAUCCAGAGCACACGGAGGUGUACCAGGACAUGAGCCAGCCUCUCAACCACUAUUUCAUCUCCUCGUCACACAAUACCUACCUUCUGGAGGAUCAACUCAAAGGACCAAGCAGUACCGAGGCCUAUGUCAGGGCUCUGCUGAAGGGCUGCCGCUGUGUGGAGUUGGACUGCUGGGACGGAUCAGACGACGAGCCGGUCAUCUACCACGGCUACACGCUAACCUCAAAGAUCCUCUUCAAAGAUGCCAUUAAAGCCAUCAAGGAAUACGCCUUUGAGACAUCGGAAUACCCGGUGAUCCUCUCCCUGGAGAACCACUGCAGUGUGGAGCAGCAGAAAGUCAUGGCCCGGCACUUGAGCUCCAUCUUGGGCAGCGCGCUGGUCACCUCUCCCCUCGGGGAUGCCAUGCCCACAAAGUUUCCAUCUCCUGAGGAGCUCAAGGGCAAGUUCCUGAUUAAAGCCAAAAGGUUAAACAAACUUGAGGCCACUUUUGCUCCAGACCUGGCGGAUGUCGAGGAGUCUGAAGUCACAGAAGAAGAAGAAUCAGACGAUGAGGAUGAACCGGUGGAGGAAAACAAAAAAAAGAAACUGAAGCUAGCAAAAGAGCUGUCCGACAUGGUAAUCUACUGCAAGAGUGUCCACUUCAGUGGUUUUGAGGAUGCCAACCUGAGCUUUUACGAGAUGUCGUCCUUUAAGGAAAAAAAGGCCUUUAGACUUGCAGAAGAGUCAGCAAAUGCCUACGUCAAUCAUAAUGUGGACAAGCUGAGCCGCACCUACCCGGCCGGCUCCAGGACCGACUCCUCCAACUACAACCCGGUGCCUCUGUGGAACGCUGGCUGCCAAAUUGUGGCCCUCAACUUUCAGACAAGCUGCGAAGAGAUGGAUCUAUACCAAGGCAAAUUCUUCGUGAACGGGAAGAGCGGCUACAUCCUGAAACCCGUCUACAUGAGGAACAGAGUCACAGAGUUUGACCCCAUCACUCUGGCCCGAGGAGAGUGGCUCAAGCCCAAGACGCUUCACGUCAUGGUGAUAUCAGCGCAGCAGCUCCCUAAAGUCAGACAGAAGAAAUCCUCCAUUGUUGACCCGCUGGUUAAGGUGGAGGUGCACGGAGUGCCGGCUGACGUGGCAGUGAAAGAAACCAGCACCGUUGACAACAAUGGUUUCAACCCACAAUGGAAUGAAAACUUCCAGUUUGAAGUGUACGUACCAGAGCUUGCCUUACUGCGCUUCCUCAUCCAGGAUCACGAUUCCACAUCUGGAAAUGAAUUUGUUGCACAGUACACACUUCCACUCAACAGUUUAAAGAUGGGCUACAGACACGUGCCUCUUCUCGAUAAAACCGGCCACAUUGUCCCUGCGGCUGCACUCUUUCUUCACAUCAUGGUCGUUGAUGCGGAAUGAAACUCCACAGCCAUCAUUUAGCCAUUGUAUUCAAUUUUUUAAUUUUUAAAGUAUAUUUCUUUGUAGAUCAACUUAUUGAGCAAUGUUGUUCCAGUUGAUUGAGCAGAUAAAUGCUAGUAUCUAUACUGCAAGUUAGACAGGAGCUGUCAUGAAAAUAUGUAUGGUAAAAACCUUGCAGGGACUUGUUUUGCUCUAGUAGUGUGAUAAUAGGUCCACAAAGUCUUGUUUUUAUUCCAGCAAUUCAAGGUAAACAAGACAAUGGAAAAUAAUGACUACAUUGUCAUGUAUGAUUCAUUUUUCUUGGAUCAGAACUUUUUUUUUUUUUUUUUUAAAUAACUUUUCAACA
Messenger RNA from Syngnathus acus (greater pipefish), 2831 nucleotides. Its product is annotated as 1-phosphatidylinositol 4,5-bisphosphate phosphodiesterase delta-1-like. Lineage: Eukaryota; Metazoa; Chordata; Actinopteri; Syngnathiformes; Syngnathidae. The record is from RefSeq and is a predicted model, not a curated record. Bases 239 to 2485 code for a protein of 748 amino acids. Gene Ontology annotation, biological process: phosphatidylinositol-mediated signaling; lipid metabolic process. Gene Ontology annotation, molecular function: calcium ion binding; phosphatidylinositol-4,5-bisphosphate phospholipase C activity. The transcript is spliced from 15 exons.